This is a messenger RNA of Pan troglodytes (chimpanzee), 3176 nucleotides long. It is a transcript of the gene MAPKAPK5, whose product is annotated as MAPK activated protein kinase 5. The transcript has 16 exons. Bases 96 to 1571 code for a protein of 491 amino acids. Gene Ontology annotation, molecular function: protein kinase activity; ATP binding. The record is from RefSeq and is a predicted model, not a curated record. Lineage: Eukaryota; Metazoa; Chordata; Mammalia; Primates; Hominidae. Gene Ontology annotation, biological process: protein phosphorylation.
GGGCCCGAGUGCCGAGCCCUUUGCUCCCUCGGCCGCGCGGGGACAGGGCUGCUGAGCAGCCUCCGCCUCUCCUGGCUGUGGGGGCCCCACUGAGUAUGUCGGAGGAGAGCGACAUGGACAAAGCCAUCAAGGAAACUUCCAUUUUAGAAGAAUACAGUAUCAAUUGGACUCAGAAGCUGGGAGCUGGAAUUAGUGGUCCAGUUAGAGUCUGUGUAAAGAAAUCUACUCAAGAACGGUUUGCACUGAAAAUUCUUCUUGAUCGUCCAAAAGCUAGAAAUGAGGUACGUCUGCACAUGAUGUGUGCCACACACCCAAACAUAGUUCAGAUUAUUGAAGUGUUUGCUAACAGUGUCCAGUUUCCCCAUGAGUCCAGCCCUAGGGCCCGACUCUUAAUUGUAAUGGAGAUGAUGGAAGGGGGAGAGCUAUUUCACAGAAUCAGCCAGCACCGGCACUUUACAGAGAAGCAAGCCAGCCAAGUAACAAAGCAGAUAGCUUUGGCUCUGCGGCACUGUCACUUGUUAAACAUUGCGCACAGAGACCUCAAGCCUGAAAAUCUGCUUUUUAAGGAUAACUCUUUGGAUGCCCCAGUGAAGUUGUGUGACUUUGGAUUUGCCAAGAUUGACCAAGGUGACUUGAUGACACCCCAGUUCACCCCUUAUUAUGUAGCACCCCAGGUACUGGAGGCGCAAAGAAGGCAUCAGAAGGAGAAAUCUGGCAUCAUACCUACCUCACCGACGCCCUACACUUACAACAAGAGCUGUGACUUGUGGUCCCUAGGGGUGAUUAUCUAUGUGAUGCUGUGCGGAUACCCUCCUUUUUACUCCAAACACCACAGCCGGACUAUCCCAAAGGAUAUGCGAAGAAAGAUCAUGACAGGCAGUUUUGAGUUCCCAGAGGAAGAGUGGAGUCAGAUCUCAGAGAUGGCCAAAGAUGUUGUGAGGAAGCUCCUGAAGGUCAAACCGGAGGAGAGACUCACCAUCGAGGGAGUGCUGGACCACCCCUGGCUCAAUUCCACUGAGGCCCUGGAUAAUGUGCUGCCUUCUGCUCAGCUGAUGAUGGACAAGGCAGUGGUUGCAGGAAUCCAGCAGGCUCACGCGGAACAGUUGGCCAACAUGAGAAUCCAGGAUCUGAAAGUCAGCCUCAAACCCCUGCACUCAGUGAACAACCCCAUUCUGCGGAAGAGGAAGUUACUUGGCACCAAGCCAAAGGACAGUGUCUAUAUCCACGACCAUGAGAAUGGAGCCGAGGAUUCCAAUGUUGCCUUGGAAAAACUCCGAGAUGUGAUUGCUCAGUGUAUUCUCCCCCAGGCUGGAGAGAAUGAAGAUGAGAAACUGAAUGAAGUAAUGCAGGAGGCUUGGAAGUAUAACCGGGAAUGCAAACUCCUAAGAGAUACUCUGCAGAGCUUCAGCUGGAAUGGUCGUGGAUUCACAGAUAAAGUAGAUCGACUAAAACUGGCAGAAAUUGUGAAGCAGAUUAGCUCUACUGCCAAGACAUUUUUGUGGCUGUCAUUGCAGACUGCUUGCUGGAACUCACAGGAGGCACACUUGAGCUUGGGGAGCCAACUUCCAUGAUGGAAGAAGAGGGAGUGUAUGCUGAAUUUUAGGUGCGAUGGAAAAGGUAUCCAAAGUGAUACUCCCUUUGACUCUGAGCAUCUGUUGCCCGUGUUUCAGUCACUUCAAGCUGAAUUCAUGCCCUCAAUGUAAGUGCUGUGUCCAGACACAUCCAAAUGAGCACCAAGCUGGAAGUUUGUGAACACACUGGAGGAUGCCCCAGCUGUUGUAAUGCAACAGCAUACCUUGAAAAAAAACAGUAGCUCCCAAGGGACUCAGCAUGGCUUGGUCUUCGAAGUGGAGUUUUGUUUGUAUAUUCCUAGUCCAGCAGUAAAUUCUGCUUUAACAUAACUGUCAGGUUUGCUACUCGAAAUUUGCACAUAACUGGAAGUGAAACGAUAUCUUUCUCAUAUUUUUUGGCCUAACAAACACCUAUACCUGUGGAAACAUAACACUGUAAAUAUAAUUCUUAUAAAGCAGCAGGUUAUGCUCUCCUGUUUGCCUACAUGAUUUAUUAACCUUCUGCUUACUAAAGCCAUUACUGGUCAAUCAGAUACUUUUAGACUUUACCACAGUUAUAAAAGUCAGCUUGAUGUAGUAAAAAAACUUGUCUCUCUCUGACUAAUAUGUAUGAAUAUAGGAGAAUGCCAGUCUGAAUUUACUGUUUGAAACAUAGAUGAGGCUCAGCGUGGUGGCUCAUGCCUUUAGUAAUCCCAGCACUUUGGGAAGCUGAGGCGGGCAGAUCACCUUAGGUCAAGAGUUCAAGACCAGCCUGGCCAACAUGGUGAAAUGCCGUCUCUACUAAAAAUAAAAAAAUUAGCCAGGCAUGGUGGCACAUGCCUGUAAUCCCAGCUGCUCGGGAGGCUGAGGCAGGAGAAUUGCUUGAACCUGGGAGGCAGAGGUUGCAGUGAGUGGAGAUCGCACCAUUGCACUCCAGCCUGGGUGACAGAGCGAAACUCCAUCUCAGAAAUAAAAUUAAAAAAGAGACGUGAUCCUGCUAUGUUGCCCAAGUUAGACUCAAGCUCCUGGGCUCAAGCAAUCCUCCUGCCUCAGCCUUCUAAGUAGCUGGGACUACAGGAGCAAACCACUGUGCCUGGCAGGAAUUACUCUUUAAAAAGAGUUUAUGUUGCUUGUAUUCAUUUGAGAAAAAAUGAGUUGAAGAAAUGGUAAUUGUUGGUCAAAGAAGCCAAAAGAUUUAAAUAAGGUCUUGUGUGUGGGUAUGUGUAUGUGCAUGUAUUUAUUGAAGAAAAUACGUUUCAAUUUGAGAAUUAGAAAAUUGGAUAUUUCAUUUUAUUUAUUUAAAGAGUAGAAUGUUCUUCCAUUAUUGAAUCUUCUUUUAUCCCACCAAAUGGCUUAACCUAAUUUGCGCUGCCUAUUUUGGUUAAGAAACAGGGAAACACCCUAAAAUCUGUGAUAAUUUUCAAAAUAUAAUUUUAAGAAGCUUUGCGCUUACAUAAAUCACAAGAAGAAAUACAGCUGGAAAUCAUUUCACUUUUCUUGCUGUAAAUUUUUUUAGUGGGUUUGUGACAGUAUAAAUUUUCUUGCUAGAUGCUAAUGAUACAUUGUAUUAUCUGUAUUAGGAAUUAAAUAUUUAAUAGGAAUAGUGAAUAAAUUGAUCUGCUCUCA